UCAACCUCCUCCGGAACGAAUCCAUAAUCCCCACCUUCUUUACCCUUCUGCAAACAAACGCAAUCGCGAAGCAACGAACAUCGGAUCAGAAUUCAGCAAGAGAACAGAUAGGAAAUCGGCGUCCUCCAACUCCUCGUCGGCGAUGCAGAACGGGAACGGCGACAACAACCCCGCGGGUGGCCACUACUACCCCCAGCAGUACGCGCCGCCAACGCCGGGAUCGAACCCCCACCCGGCCGCCGAAGCCCCGAUCCCUGGGGGCUACGCCUCCGCGCCGCCCUACUCCGUCAACGGCUACCCCGAGCAGCCGCCAUCGGCGCCGUCCUACUCGCAGCCGCCUCAGUACGCCGGGUACCCGCCCUACAACCCCGCGCUCUACUCCGCGGAGCCCUCGCCGGCGCCGUACUACACCUACCCUCCUCCCCCCACCCAGCAGGCUCCCGCGGCGGAACCCAGCCCCCAGCCGCUUCCGUAUGACGCCCCGUACUACGGUGGCGGCUACCAGCAGCCUGCCCCCGCCGCUGGGUAUGGCGACGACGAUUACCUGAACGAGGGGGCGUAUGCCUAUACCGGCGACGGUGGCGCUGAGCCGUACGGCGCGCGCGGCACGGCGCCGACGCGAUCAGGAGACGCUAUGUUUGAUGACUACGGGCGGUCGAUUGGACUCUCAUCAGGAGGGGCGGAGCAGCCGAGGGGCGGGGGCGGCACUGUUGGUGGCAGCUUUGGGAAGAUCGCGAGGGCUGUUCCAAAAGCGGAAACCCAUGAGGAUGCUAGUGGUGGUGCGCAGAAGUUUCGGGUUAAGUUGCUGCCUGAGGGUGCCGGAAACCCUACUGAUGUGCUUUGUCAGAUUGGUCUAGAUGGAAUCCGCAUGCUUGACCCUAGCACAAGCAGGACUCUAAGGAUUUAUCCCCUUGACACACUGACCAAAUGGGAGGUUUUAGAUUCAACCGUGUUUGCGAUUUGGGCGAAGACUUCAGUGGAUUUUGAACCAAAGAGAAUAAGGUUGAAAUCUAACAGCUAUACUUCGAAUACUUUGCUUGAUACUGUGACAGCAGCAACAGUACAGUUUAAGGAGAUCGGUGAAGAUGCAAGAGCCAAUGGAACUUUGGAUGUUGGCAAAUCCUCGGUACAAUCAAAUGAGAAGAAAAAAGGAUUUGAUUGGAUGUUUGCGAAACCUGUUGAUGAAGUGAAAGAUCACUGGGUUCCAGAUGAGGCUGCUAAGAAAUGCCAGUCUUGUGCUGGUGAUUUCAGUCAUUUUAAUCGCAGGCAUCAUUGUAGGAACUGUGGUGAAAUCUUCUGUGACAAAUGCAGUCAAGGGAGGAUUGCUCUGACGACUGAUGAUAAUGCUCCACUUGUCCGAGUUUGUGAUAGAUGCAUGGCAGAGGUUUCUCAAAGGCUUAGCAUGGCACAGGAAGCUGCCCAGAGAUCUGCCACAGUGCAAAGUCAUGGAGAUCUUGCAAGAAAACUUAAGGAGGAAAUGGAGAGAAAUCGCAAGUCUUCAGGCUCGGCAUCUGGAGGUGCAUCUGGAACCAGAAUGCUGGAAGUUGCAUGUCCUACAUGCACGGUCCAUCUUCAGGUUGAGGUUCCAACCUCUGGCUCCGAAACAGUGGAAUGUGGAGUGUGCCAACAUGCUUUCCUUGUCAGCCCAAAUUGAUACACAGUGAAACAGAGCGUGUUGUAAAAAAUUAUUCUGUUGAUAACUCAAUUUGUUUCCCUGUUCUGUACCAAAAUAAGUGUGUUCAACUAGAUGUUUCUGUUGCUGUCUUGGUGAUCAUGAUAGGUUUUUUUUCUCUUGUACAUGUGUGAAUUCUAAACAUGAGAGAUCGUUGGUGACAAUGCUUGGUGUUUGCGGAGAAUACAAAGAUUUUUUUUUUGA
This is a messenger RNA of Brachypodium distachyon (stiff brome), 1876 nucleotides long. Its product is annotated as protein FREE1. Bases 143 to 1654 code for a protein of 503 amino acids. Gene Ontology annotation, molecular function: metal ion binding; ubiquitin binding. The record is from RefSeq and is a predicted model, not a curated record. Gene Ontology annotation, cellular component: ESCRT I complex; late endosome membrane. Lineage: Eukaryota; Viridiplantae; Streptophyta; Magnoliopsida; Poales; Poaceae. Gene Ontology annotation, biological process: multivesicular body assembly; intralumenal vesicle formation. The transcript is spliced from 10 exons.